GACGUGUUCGAAGCCCAGCAGCGUGUCCGAGGAAAGGAACUUCGGUCAGACAAUGGCGGUUCUUCAACCGAGCUGCUCGCUGAUGUUCUUGGCCGUGUUAGCCACGGUGAUGAUGUUGCCUUUCAGCUACUCCCUUAACCCAGGUCCUACCAGCUCCGGGCUGAAACGAGCUGAUGCAGAAUUCCAAAUACAGCUAGAUUGUGAACAUUUCCGCACCACCAUGUUAUGGUGGAAUGGCCAGUGCUUUUGCCUGCCGAAUUGGAACCUCGUGGGAAACUGCUCUCAGCGGUUGAUACCACACGGAUUCCAAAUUUUUUCCGAAACAUACAGUACCUAUGAUCUGAAGUGUGAUCCUGGUUAUGCCAAGGACCAGCCAUCUAAGCCAUACGGCACAUGUCGAGACCAGCACAACUGCACAAUGUACACCGAGUCGUCCGCCUGUACUAGCUUGUAUUUCCGGAGUAAUGCAAUCCAGAGUAAUGCAAUCGCACAGCUGCAAGGAUACACUUUUGGAUUUACCCUGAGUAAUCUGAAGGUUCUUCAUCUGGAGCACAACCUCCUGAUGUCGAGUUCAUUUUCUACAGGCUGGGCUAGUCCAAUGCCUUUCCUCCAGGAACUUUACUUGGACAACAACAAAUUAACUUUCACUCAGACAGAUGUGACAAAUCCAGGAGCACGUAUGUUUUCCGGCCUGGGAAACCUCCAGAAACUGUCAAUGAACUCCAACAAUCUUGUCUUUCUGCCACCGAAUCUGUUUUCUAAUCUGGAAAAUCUCGAAGAAUUGCAUAUGGUGAAUUGCGGCUUGCGGUUAUGGGGAAUGGUACAAACACAUUUCACUCCACUCUCCAAACUCCAUCUGUUAGAUAUGAGCUAUAACAAUAUCACGUCCAUUCCUACACCACUGAAUUUAGUGAUGCCAAAUCUAACUGAAAUAAAUCUGCUCGGCAAUAGCCUCAGCCUUGAUCGCAUUUGCCCGCUGAUUUCCGUCCAGAGUGUAAUAGCCGAGCAAGAUGUAUUGUGGCAGCUGAACACACAACGGAUAAAGAAUGCUGACUAUUGCCCGGACCACAGGCUCAAAUGCGCUGACCUAGUACCCGCUCAGGAGCAGCGUUUGGUCUGCACCUGUGGCCAGAAAUCUCGUCCCGCCCCAAAGAGCCCGUACUACGCAAGGUCCUGUAAUGGACAGUGCAGUUUCCUAAAGACGGAGCGCUAUUGUCCCAUUCUGCCCAUGAAUUGGAACACCCAGGCAGCGCCAGCCGGCAUGAAGCCUCUGGAUGCAUCAUGUCCCAAAGGGAUGAAGCUCGCCAGUGGCAAGUGUGAAAUGAUGACAGGCCAAUGCAGCGUUCCUUCUCCACAACACACGGUCUACAGUUACAUAACGUGGCCGACUAAUGAUGGCGAAGGUCUCACGGCAGCGGGGACAGCAUCCUUCUGCAUCAAUGAGAAGAAUAUGAGCACUUUCACUCUGCCGGAAACAGCAGAUUGCCUCGCCCCUCUCAUGAGCAACGUCACUCACUCCGGCAUGUACGACAUGCCCCUGCGCUUUUGGGGUGAAUUUACUGGCAGUGGUGCCAGCAACGGAUUACGCGCGCUAGAGUAUAAUCCGUAUACGCAACGCUUCGCCAUUCUGCAGUCGCCAUCAACAGCCAAGCUGGAUGUCAUUUGUACAGCCAAAUGGACGAUCUCCAACUUGCCGGCUGUUGGAGAAAUCGCUAUGCUCCAAAGCGAAAACCCAAUGAUGAACCCGUCUCAGGCCGAAGAGCUUUGCCGGUCACUGAACGGCUUCUCCCUGAUAUCGUGGGAUAUGCUGCACAAGGCUUGGCCACAAGACCAUUCUUUAAGCAGCGCACUGCGAUCCAUGUUCAUCACCCAGUGGCUUACAAGUCCUACUUUUAGAAUCCAUCCCAGAUACUAUAUGUCUGGCACGCCUUUCGACUACUCCGUCAGACAAUACUGGAUGGAGCCGAAACCCAACGGUCAUGUAAUUCUACAAACUAUAGCGGGAGAUGAUUCAUUGCGCAUAUCCCCAGCUGAUCCAUCACUGAUGGACAGAAUAACUGGUGCCCCGCUCUGUUUCAAAUUCAACAGUGACUUCCUUGGACGUGUGAACGUUUUGUUUGGCCGUAAAGUGUUCGCACCACGCACUCCUCCUGCUAAGUAGUCGCGAUCGUCAAUAACAUCUACUUCUUCGGCUGCAAUAGCGCACUUCAAGUAAUUAGGACAUCGGCGUAGAACAGCAUGUGAAAUUCCCCAGCUGUGCUCUUGCCUUCUAUAACACAUAAUUAGUUAUCCCUAGCCCCGCUAUAUCUCGUAGUUCAAAAACACACAACUCCAAGCAUGCUGUGGUACGCAUUCCGCUGCCUCCAUAUGGCACCAGCUCUGUGCCGCUGGUAAUGGCAGGCAAGUUAAAAGUAGAGGGUGUGUUUCAUCUGAUCAUCAUGAUAUUAUGAUGACAUGAAUAUUAUCAUCUGCUUUUCUUCCGUUUCGGUGCACAACGUUCACGUUUUGCUCCGUGUACCGUGGAAAUGAACCAU
Sycon ciliatum is the source of this 2534-nucleotide messenger RNA. RefSeq lists its product as uncharacterized. Lineage: Eukaryota; Metazoa; Porifera; Calcarea; Leucosolenida; Sycettidae. The transcript is spliced from 16 exons. Bases 53 to 2161 code for a protein of 702 amino acids. The record is from RefSeq and is a predicted model, not a curated record. Gene Ontology annotation, molecular function: protein binding. Gene Ontology annotation, cellular component: extracellular matrix.